AUGCUGGAGAACACGUUGGCUCGCCCCUCAGCAUCCGACUGUGCGGCCAACUACGUCUACAUUCGUCCAGUGCUGAUCCAUAGCCCGGACAAAGUUCCCUCCGGGUACUUUUUGACCGACGUGUUUUUAUACGUGGACAUGCUUUUCAGCGGUAAGCUGCUGAAGGUGACUGAUGAAUUGUCCAAAACAGGACUAGCCAGCGACGAAGCCGUGAAGCUCAAGAAGCUCAUCGGAGGCAUCCGGGGGUUGUGGCGCAGUUCAGAUACAGGCCAUCACCCAAGGGUGACAGAGUUGAAAGCUUUGAUUGAGCCAAGCCCAUCCAAGAAGAAGGAGCUGGAAGAAAUGGAGUCUUGA
This is a messenger RNA of Cladocopium goreaui, 354 nucleotides long. NCBI's taxonomy places the organism in Eukaryota, Dinophyceae, Suessiales, Symbiodiniaceae. The record is from the annotation of a GenBank genome assembly.